UGCUGUUUUGUUCAAAAUGCUCAAUUCUUGAUUUUAUCAUUUAAAAAAAGAAACAAUUUACGGCAAUCUUCACUUGGAAAAAUGAGUGAUGAAAGGUACAGAUUUGUUGUCGAGUGGUAUGAUCCGACUGUUAAAGUCAAAAGACAAUUCUUACUGAGUUUUUACCCCGCUGAUAAUAGCGUUGACAUGUAUGACAUCAUUAGUAAACGAGUGUUUUUAAGAAAAAUGCGUUGCAACACUGUUGAAAUUUCUGAUCUAUUUAUUGGUAGCAUUAUUAAUGUGUUGUCCAGACAACUGAAUAUAAUUGAUUUUGGUGAUGGUAAAACUGCGGAGAAAUUCUCUCGUGAUGUUGAAACAACUCUAAUAAUUAUCAAUGAGUCAGGGUUCAAAAACAUGGGCAAAAUAAUUUCAGUAAUAGAAAAAAAUAAUCUUGUUCUUAAUCGUGGGAAGAUGAUUGAUAAGGAGAAGAGUGGUUUUAACUCGAGUUCUUUUUCAGAAAAGCUUGAAAGGCAUUUUCUUGUGCUCGAAGUUCGUGGAGAAAACGCAAUCAACACUGUUAGAAAAUUACUUAACCCAGACGCCCCCGUGGAACGCCCUUUGAGAAGUGAUUUUGGUGACCUUAGAGAGUUUUGUUUUGGACCAUUGAAUGAGAGUACUGCUUCACAAGAGAUCAAAAUAUAUUUCCCCACAAAAGAAGUGCACUGCAAUACAGUCCUGUACAGAAAUUCAACCUGUUGUAUAAUAAAACCGCAUGCAGUCCGCGAGAAAAUAGUGGGGAAGAUUAUUCAAGACAUUUUGGAAGCUUCUUUUGAGAUAUCUGCUUUUGAAAUAAUGACAUUUAGUUUAUCUACUUCCUCCGAAUUUCUGGACGUUUAUAAAGGAGUUGUUUCUGAAUACAAAGACAUGGUGUCGCAACUGAUGUCUGGACCUUGUGUUGCUCUCGAAAUCACAAACUCAAAGAGUGAAAAAAUUGCGUCCGAGUUUAGAACUUACGUUGGACCGGCAGAUCCAGAUAUUGCUAAAAAAUUAAGGCCAGGUACAUUAAGAGCAAAUUAUGGAACAGACAAGAUAAAAAAUGCUGUGCACUGUACUGAUUUAGCUGAAGAUGCUCUCCUUGAAUUGGAGUAUUUGUUUCGAAUUUUACCUGCCUAGAUAAUAUAAAAAUGAGAUAAUUUAAUUUUUCGAAUGUACAUAUUAUAGUUUUAUAUUUAUGUAUAACUGUUUGGUAAAUCAACUGUGUUGCUAUCACAUUGCACUA
Uloborus diversus is the source of this 1258-nucleotide messenger RNA. RefSeq names its product nucleoside diphosphate kinase 7-like. Gene Ontology annotation, cellular component: centrosome. Lineage: Eukaryota; Metazoa; Arthropoda; Arachnida; Araneae; Uloboridae. The record is from RefSeq and is a predicted model, not a curated record. The transcript has a single exon. Bases 82 to 1152 code for a protein of 356 amino acids.